This is a messenger RNA of Linnemannia hyalina, 1053 nucleotides long. NCBI's taxonomy places the organism in Eukaryota, Fungi, Mortierellomycota, Mortierellomycetes, Mortierellales, Mortierellaceae. The record is from the annotation of a GenBank genome assembly.
AUGAGCGCUAUAGCCUUUGCAGUCGUAGGUGAGGAGCAGACUGUGGUGAAGGGAGACCACCCGGGGAUUCGCAUCAUCGACGAAAGCGGAACUAAUGGAUUGAUCACAGGAAUCAUCGCAACACCACAGGACCAGGACCUCUGCAUGCGACUCGACAACCAAAUGAUGGUGAAGCAGUUCAGAGAGUUCAUUGUCAAUCGGAAACGAUCGUCGGUCAACAUUGCUCCAACUCUUGUCCCUGGUUUCACUGUCUCUACCUUCAGAUGUUGCACAGGCGAGCAUGAUAAGAUCCAAGACGGCUAUGGCAAAUACCAGGGCACCUGUCCCGUGUUAGAGGGAGAAAGGAUUUUGGCAAAGCAGUACGAUGUCGAACCGUUCUUACGCGCGCUGUUUGAAUAUGACGUCCUGAAAGGCGAAGUCGACACGUGGCCUGUCGACAACUCUACGCCGGUCCGUAAGCGGCCCAAGAUUCACUCGCCUGCUCAGCGAUACGACCGCGACUUUACACCCGAGCAGGAACAUGGGCACAACUUACUUCAUCAGCAAUAUCGUCAUCAGCAAUUUCGCCAGAACGGGAGUGGAUCAAGUCUAGUACCACCACCACCACUACCACAACCUCAACCAGAGGAACCACCAUUGGAAGGCGCUGAGAGAUAUCGAUCGAUCCUGAUGGCGAUCUUUUUGAAUGACGACACGGAGGAGAUCCCGCACUUGUUGACGGACCCCACUAUCCCUGAGGAUCUCGACAUCGACCUCGUCAUUGACGAUCAGGGUCAUACUGCCCUUCACUGGGCUGCUGCUCUGGCUUGGAUUCAGGGCUUGGAGCUCUUGGUUCAGAAGCAUGCGGACGUCCGUCGGGUCAAUAACAAUGGCGAAUCCGCGCUCAUCCGGGCUGUUCUGGUGACCAACAACUAUGACAAGCAGUCUUUCCCACACCUACUCAGCAUCCUCCACAGAGUCAUCACACCUGUUGACCACAAGAAAAGGACCUUGUUGCACCAUAUCGCGAUGAUGGCUGGAGUGCAGGGUCGUGAGGGGGCAGCGUCAAGAUAG